CUCUCUCUCUCUCACACACACACACACACACACAAGCUGUGUCUUCCAAUUUAAUCACAAAUUCCACCGGACAGCUCAGCGUCGUCCCCCGUCAAAUCAGCCUGAGAUAUCAGUCUUCCAGCAGCUUUUAUUGUUAAUCACUGACGGUGCAUUUAAUGAGCGGCCUGUGUGUCAGGAUACUGGCCUUAUUUGGUGCAUGCAGACUCACUGUGGAGCUAAACAGGCCCAAGGGUGUGCCACAGAGUAUAAAUAGUUGAACAAAGGCCCUUUUGGAGCGACAAGAGGCCGAAACCUGAAACUUGGAGAGAUUCCUCCCUCUGGUAACUCUAUACGCUGACACACACUGAGAGGCUGGACAGACUGUCCAGCACCAUAGAGUGAUUUAGAUCCUGAGAGGGUGAAGAGACAAGGCAGCAGGGCAUAUGCCUUCUGCACUGCCACUGUCAGGUUUUUCAGGUGCUUAAGAAGACCAGAUCAGCAAGAAGACCCACCCACCCCUCCUUCCAGCACUUGUAUCAGCUGGAGAUUUUAAAAAAAGUAGAAGAAGAGGACACUGGUGUGGACCACACCCAGAGUCCGGACAGCCUCAGGGAAGAGUCUCCUCUUAACCUUCAGGACUUUUAUUCAUAGUCAGGACGUCUUUGGCAUCGUAGCGCUCAUCACCGAGCAGGAAGAGCUGCUGCAGAUCUGUCUUGUGUCUCCCAUUCUCAAGUGUGAGUGUGUGUGUGUGUGUGGUGUGUGUGUGUGUGUGUGGUGUGUUUGGACGCCGUUGAGAGCCGCCACCAGUGUUCUUUCUCCUGUCAGGAUGGCUGCAGUGCAAGACCUGCUGCUGGUGCCCCUGGCCCUCCUGGCGCUUCAAGCGUCUCUGUGCCACGGAGCCUGCGUGGAGUUGGACUCGGACACAGAGGCCGUUGCCAUGGAAGGCUUCAAACUGGGCUGCAUCUCCUGUAAGAUGAGGGGCGAGGUGCCCGCCACGGCCAGCGUCAACUGGUACUUCAAGGCUAAAGAUGAGACCGAGUUCUCUCACUUAUACAGCUUUGAGGACCAAACACCCGAGAUCAUAGACCCACGUUUCUACGGCCGCCUGGGCUGGAACGGCAGCAAGAACACCAAGGACCUACAGGACGGCUCCAUCUACAUCCUCAAUGUGACCUUCAAUGACACGGGGACCUACGAGUGCAUAUUCAGCCGCAACCUCAUCUAUACCAACUACGAGUUUCAAACCAACGCCAGCAAGAUCAUCGUCAUGAAGGUGGUGCCACGACUCACCAGGGGACUGGCAUCCAUCUUGUCUGAGGUGAUGAUGUACGUCUCCAUCAUCGGGCUGCAGCUCUGGCUGGUGGUUGAGAUGAUUUACUGCUACAGGAAGAUUGCGGCAGCAGGGGAGGAAGCUCUGAGAGAGAGCGCGUCAAGAAAGAACUCGAGAAUGCUUCAUUGAGGAAUCUCACAUCCACUCUCGUGCCCUCUCCUCUCACCGUCACUCACCUCCCGCCAUCCUCUCCACAUGACGGAAAGACAGAACCACAGAGAGGAGAAAGAUCUUCAAGAAAAAGGUUUUUAUUUUUGAGUGACUUCCUGCAAAAGGCUGAACUGUAUCCUGUUCUGAGGGACAGGAGAGAUGCUGCAUCAGGUCGUGGUCCAGCAGGACAGAGGAGGAGGAGGAGAGUUGUCAUGUAUAUACGUGUAUAAGUAUGCACAGAUAAUCUUUGAACACAUGUAGAGUAUAUUAUAGGCCUACGUUGUAUAUCCACUAUCUGCAUGCUUACAAGCUUAAUCAAAACAGCCGGCAUCAUGCUUCUGGUCUUCUGUCUCGCUCAUGUUUACGAGUUUUUAUGCAGUUUUGUCAUAUUUGAUUUUGUGUGUUGACAUUGGGCUUUGAAUGAUACAGGUUUUACAAACUCUUAUUGUCAACUGAUCCAGUGUCAGUGUUUCCCUGCAGGUUUAUGAAGCUGAAAAUUCAAAAUGCUUAAUAACAGAAAAAAUAUUUUAUUUUUAAACACCAGUGAGACUAAAUUUGACUGCUCUUAGUAAAACUCUGCUGCUGCUCAGCUGAUCUUUUGCUCAGAUAUAUAUAUAUACAUACUGUGUGUAUAUCUAUAUGUAUAUAUCCAGCAAAAAAAAACAUAGGGCGUUUUUGUUGGAUUCCAUUAAAAUCAGCCUCAUAAAACAGAAUUUAAACAAACAGGACACAAUAAAUGGAAAAUACAAAUAUUGAUUUUCAUUUUCUUCUUCAAAUAUUUUUAAUAGAUCAGAUUAUAAUGCUUUUCGUUUUCAUUAAAGCAUGAUGACAGGCCUUUUCAGCAGACCACCACCCUGUUUAAAGCUUGCAGCUGAGUUUACUUCGCUCUUCAAAGUUACUGAGGAAAUAUCUCACUAGAUUCAAGUGAUGAGGGGUGAAACCAGCACCAAAGUGUGACUUCCUGUGACAUUUUAGAAGAUGAUGCCCGCUUUAAUGCACCCGAACCAAAAAAAAAGAAAAGAAAAGGGAGAAAAAGCAGCUUUGCCAGUUUAUCUGAAGUGACAUGAAAGCGUCAAGGUGUAAUUUCACAUGUUUAAGUGUCUUUGUUGAAAUUUAAGGGCUUGGCAAAUUGCUAUUAAUCUCACUGCCGUGGGCAAAUGCGCCACAACACCUGUCCAGCGUGCCUCCCAGCCGGUGGAAACCAAGAGGAAAGAGGAAAGAAGCCUUGCUAUAAAUCUUUAGAGUAGCAGCUGCACUCGCUUCUCUUUCCAGACAACCAGUUAUUGACCAUGGCCAACACUAGAUGGCAGCCAAACACUGCCGUUCUGCAUGUUCACCGUUCAUCCCUUUUGUACCAAAACUGACUGAGAUACAUUAUGAGACACUUGAGAAGGGGACACACACACAAACUGAGAAAUCCAUUCAGAAUGGCUGCAUGAUGGGAUGAGCAAAGGCUGCCACAGGCCUCUGAUUUUUCUCAGUACAGACUGUUCAAUGAGAUACAGAGAGAAAGACAACGAGUGACAUUUCCUUCGAAGGCCGUUCGAGCAGUUUUAUACACCACUUACUUACUUAUGUCAUCGUAACACCUUUUGCUGCAUGGAUGAACCCAACAGUGAAAGGAGAAUCACACUGCCACGUUGUUGGUCUGCUUUGUGUCCACGUGCUUCCUUUCAGCAGCGAAUAAAACUGUAGUUCAUGUGUAGAUGUGGAGGAAAAGACACAGAAAGAAAUAAAAUUCUUGUGAGGAAAUUAUCUGUGUCUCAUUUGGAUUCUUUCGAUCACAGAAUCAACACGUGAUAAAAAGUUUGACGCAGGUUUUUAGUAAAUUCUGUCCACACAUCAAAAGGAAACUGAUUUGUCAUGUUGUAUUUCUUUCUAAAUUUUAUUCCCCUCAGGUCAUUAACGUCUUAUUAAAAAAGGCCCCAGUGUCCACCAUGGCAGGGGAGUGUCCAGAGGGUGGCCUGAGGUGGCACUGGCCACAUCUUAACUCUGAUUGGCCAACCCAAGUGCUGUCCCAUCAUCCUAAAGUAUGAUUGGAUAUCUGCCCAGUGAGAGGCGGACCUUAGUUUGACAUGUAGCUUUGAAUGUUAUGUUCUUCUG
Chelmon rostratus (copperband butterflyfish) is the source of this 3562-nucleotide messenger RNA. RefSeq names its product sodium channel, voltage-gated, type I, beta a (gene scn1ba). Lineage: Eukaryota; Metazoa; Chordata; Actinopteri; Chaetodontiformes; Chaetodontidae. Gene Ontology annotation, molecular function: sodium channel regulator activity. The transcript has 5 exons. Gene Ontology annotation, cellular component: voltage-gated sodium channel complex. The record is from RefSeq and is a predicted model, not a curated record. Gene Ontology annotation, biological process: cardiac muscle cell action potential involved in contraction; regulation of heart rate by cardiac conduction; sodium ion transport. Bases 806 to 1438 code for a protein of 210 amino acids.